Messenger RNA from Oncorhynchus keta (chum salmon), 2223 nucleotides. RefSeq lists its product as uncharacterized. Gene Ontology annotation, molecular function: nucleic acid binding. NCBI's taxonomy places the organism in Eukaryota, Metazoa, Chordata, Actinopteri, Salmoniformes, Salmonidae. The transcript is spliced from 10 exons. The record is from RefSeq and is a predicted model, not a curated record. The coding region runs from base 86 to 1354 and encodes 422 amino acids.
AACUUCCUGUGUGUCACUUCCUUGUUUAUUUUUUAUAUAUUCCCUGGUCUAAUAGUUGUUAGCUAAAACUAGCUACCGAGCAAAAAUGCCAGGGCGUUGUUCAGCUUUCAACUGUAGGAAUACGUUUAAAAAUGUUAAACAUAAAACAAACAAGGUUACAUUUCACAGCUUUCCAAAGCGUGAUCCUAAACGAAUAAAAGAGUGGGUGGGUCAGAUGAAAUGGAAAGACUGGCAGCCAACCCCUCAUUCCUUACUGUGCUCAGAGCAUUUUGAGGAGAGGUGCAUGGAUAGAACUGGGCAGACAGUGCGUUUACGUGAUGAUGCAAUACCAACUAUCUUUGCCUUUCCUAGUCACCUACAAAAAAAGUUUCAGAAAACAGCCGGAAGGAGGAAAAGAGUAACAUUGUUUCCAGAGGAUCCUGUUCCUGAGGAGUCGACACAACGGGAGAAGUCUCCACCCACCUACUUAAACCACAGUAUAUGGCACCCAAGUCGUUUCCAUGACGACUACUGUGUUCCACAGAGUAUUGACUGGGCUGUAAAAGACAUGCCUAAAGAAAUCCCAUUUGCAACUUUAGAAAAGCAAGGUCUGAUCUUUAUCCCCAAGCACGCAAUCAAGAUCAAGGAGAAAUGGGAUUGGCUGACAAUGGAUGUGAAGGGACCAUUUCCAGAGACCAAAAGUAGACACAAGUUUGUACUAACUGUAAUGGACUACUACUCCAAAUGGAUGGAAGCCUACCCCAUGAAGACCAACAACAGUAAAGAGAUUGCCAAAAUCAUCUCUGACCUCAUCUCUCGCUUUGGCUUCCCUGUUGGAAUCCUGUCUUGUUUGACUCGAGCACACAUUUUAGAGAUCAACUUGGCUUUGGGUGAUCUGAAGAAACUGACAUGCCAACUCAUAUUCUACCGUCCUCUGGGAGUGUCACUGGAUCCAGUAACAAAGUCCCUUGUAGACCGGUUGGUGUCAGAUUUGGUGAAAGAACAUCCUGAUCGUUGGGAUGUUUACCUGGCUGCCAGAGUGUUCAGCUUCUGCUGCAAAGAGCACCCCACCACCAGACAAAUACCGCUGUCUCUGCUGCGCUGCGGAGGGACUCAUUCUGUCUCCACCUCACCAAGAAAGCUGCCUGAUAAUGGGAUAAAAGGAAGGACCUUUGUCAUACUAGAUGCCCAGCCACCUCAAAGGGAAGUCCGUGUGGAGUGCAAUCAGUGCAGUCAAUGGAGCACCGUCAGCCAGGACUCAGAGCUGAAGAGAUAUGAGGAGAUGAAACUUGGGGAUGAGGACUACACCCACACCUGUGUGAGCUGCAGGGUGGCCAUGAGCUGCAGGGUGGCCCUGGAGGUCAUGAGGGGUUAGGAGACAAGGACAUGAAGAACUGGAUGUAAAUGAGAAAGCUACUUCCCACUCUGUUGGGGGACAGUAGACAGAGACAUUUGAUUAUGCUGAACUGGGGGCAGCGGUCUAUGGCCUGUGAUUUGAAAGGGUCAAAGCGGGGAGGGAGGAGCGCCCUUCUCCAUUCCUGCUCGGAACACCUAUACAUAAAAUAUAUGCACACAUGACUAAGUUUCUUAUGGAUUAUUUUAUUUUCUGUAUUUUUAUUUAACUAGGCAAGUCAGUUAAGAACAAAUUCUUAUUUACAAUGAUGGUCUGGGAUUAAAAUAACAAUAUAGGACAAAACACACAUCACGACAAGAGAGAGACACCACUACACUACAUAAAGAGAGACCUAAGACAGCAUGGCAGCAACACAUGACAACACAACAUGGUAGUAACACAACAUGGUAGCAACACAACAUGGCAGCAGCACAAAUCAUGGUACAAACAUGUUAAUGGGAUUUAUCUGUUAAUUGAAUGAUUAGAAUAUUCCGCCCUGAAACAUAUAAUUGUAUGGAAUUGAUUAGAAUGUAUAAAAUUAUAAUCAAUAAAUGUGUAGUUCUAGUCCGAAUUAGGGUAAAACAAUAUAGCUAAUGUUUGUCUUUAUGGAAUUUUUAAGACAGACUGAGAAAAAUUCGUCGCCGACCUGACCAGAGAUUUGGGAGAGAACAGGGAGUACGGCUCAAGGUCUCCCUCAUCUCUGUCGGCUGGGUAGUGAGACAAUGUGUGCGUAGCAGGACAUUGUGUGCGUAUGGUUGUGUGAAUGUGGUCGUGAGAAGUCAGUAUAAAAUGAAUUGAUUUGUAUUCUUGACUUCAGCACGUCCCGUGAAUAAACCUUUUUGACUAUUUUA